AGUGCGGGCGCCCGCGCAGCCCCAGCCUCAUCCCCCCGGCCUCAGCCUCGCUCAGUCCCAGCCCUGGCUCCGCGCUCCACUCUCCGCGCUCCAGGCUUCCUGCUCUGCGCUGCGCCCUAUCGGGCACGAAGAGCUCGGCGCUUCCCCAGGUGGUCGGUAGCCCGGUGGCCUGAAGCUUGACCAAUGGAGUCCUUCCAGCACGUGUCCCCAGAAGGUGGCACACAGCUUGGCCACCCGUUGGAGAUAGAGAAGAGGCCAGCACCAGAGUUCUCCGUGAACUAAUCAGACUCAACAGCCCAAGGGGCCAAGAAGGGGUCCCUCCCCCAAUCCUUGUCACCAGAGUUCUUUAGCCACACUCUGGGUGAGGAACAAACUGUGAGGAAUGGAGACCGCAUCCUGUAAGUCCCCUUUCUUGACCUUGGGAUUCCAGCAACCUUUGUCCUUGUAACCUCUGGACUAGUCGUCUGGCUUGAUUUCCUGCUACAGUGUCUCUGUGGAGAAAUCAGAGCACCAAGCCCUCGAGGUUUCAUUCCUGAGCUGUCCGGAGAAGCCACGCCCUCCACGCCCCUUCCCAGCCAUCCACCCAGCCAGCCCCAAGCGAGCAAGUCCGGAAUGAUCCUGCUAUGGCCAAGCUCUGGUUCAAGUUCCAGCGGUGUUUCCGGUAUUUCCGCAGGAAGCCCGUGCGCUUCUUUACCCUGCUGGCAAUCUACCUGACCGCCGGGAGCCUUGUCUUCCUGCACUCGGGCUUCGUGGGUCAGCCCGCGGUGCCCCAGAGCCAGGCCAGCCCCGCAGCGGGGAGCCCGGUAGAAGGAGCUGAGCUGCCUUUCCUGGGUGACUUGCACCUGGGCAGAGGUUUCCGGGACACGGUGGAGGCCUCCAGCAUCGCACGCAGGUACGGACCCACAUUCAAGGGCAAGGACACCAGCGAGAGAGCCAAGCUAGGCGACUACGGAGGAGGAGCCUGGAGCCGAGCCCUCAAGGGGAGGGUUGUCCGGGAGAAAGAGAAGGAAAAGGAGGAGGAGAAAGCCAAGUACAUCGGCUGCUACCUGGACGACACCCAGAGCCGGGCCCUGCGAGGUGUGUCCUUUUUCGACUACAAAAAGAUGACAGUCUUCCGUUGCCAGGACAACUGUGCUGAACGGGGUUACCUGUAUGCUGGGCUGGAGUUCGGUGCCGAGUGCUACUGUGGCCACAAAAUCCAGGCAGCCAACGUGAGCGAAUCGGACUGUGACAUGGAAUGCAAAGGGGAGCGGGGCAGUGUGUGUGGCGGCAUCAACCGUCUUUCAGUCUACCGGCUGCAGCUGGCUCAAGAGUCUGCCCGAAGGUAUGGAAGUGCGGUAUUCAGGGGCUGCUUCCGCCGACCCAACAACCUCUCCCUGGCCUUGCCCGUGUCAGCCGCCAUGCCAAACAUGUCUGUGGACAAGUGUGUGGACCUCUGCACAGAGAAGGAGUUCCCCCUGGCAGCCCUCGCUGGCACCGCCUGCCACUGUGGUUUUCCCACCACACGGUUCCCUCUUCACGACCGGGAGGAUGAGCAACUGUGCGCCCAGAAGUGCAGCGCGGAGGAGUUUGAGAGCUGCGGGACCCCCAGCUACUUCAUCGUGUACCAGACACAGGUCCAAGACAACCGCUGUAUGGACCGACGGUUCCUCCCAGCCAAGUCUAAGAAGCUCAUCGCUCUAGCCAGCUUCCCAGGUGCUGGCAACACGUGGGCUCGCCACCUCAUCGAGCUGGCCACCGGCUUCUACACCGGCAGCUACUACUUCGAUGGCUCUCUGUACAACAAAGGGUUCAAAGGUGAGCGGGACCACUGGCGAAGUGGGCGGACCAUCUGCAUCAAGACCCACGAGAGCGGCCAGAAGGAGAUCGAGGCCUUCGACGCAGCCAUUCUGCUCAUCCGCAAUCCCUACAAGGCCCUCAUGGCUGAGUUCAACCGCAAAUAUGGAGGCCACAUAGGCUUUGCUGCCCACGCCCACUGGAAAGGCAAAGAGUGGCCCGAGUUCGUGAGGAACUAUGCCCCGUGGUGGGCCACGCACACGCUGGACUGGCUCAAGUUUGGCAAGACCGUCCUGGUGGUGCACUUCGAGGACCUGAAGCAGGACUUGUUUACGCAGCUGGGCCGCAUGGUCAGCCUGCUGGGCGUGGCGGUCAGGGAGGAUCGGCUGCUGUGCGUGGAGAGCCAGAAGGACGGCAACUUCAAGCGCUCGGGGCUGCGCAAGCUGGAGUAUGACCCUUACACAGCCGAGAUGCGCAGGACCAUUGCCGCCUAUAUCCGAAUGGUGGACACGGCGCUGCGUAGCCGCAACCUCACUGGGGUGCCUGACGCCUAUGGCCCAAGAUGAUGGGCAGCCAGGGAGGAACCCAGCAUCUGGUGCCCCUUGGCUUCAAAGAUCUGGCUUCCCUCUGGCACAAAGACAGCCCCAGAACUUCUGCCUGCCUUCAGAAAGGCCCCUCCGCGGUCUCGGGAGGAGGAGACUGCCUGGUUUGGGGUGUCCCAGUCCCUGCCGGUGGUGGGAGGUGGUGGGAGAAAGGAGAGGAUAAUCUGACAGAAGUUGGGAGGGUCUGGCUGUGGCAGCUGAUGGACAUUUUGCAAGCAGUGACCCUGUUCUGACUGUGUGGGCCUCUGCCUCUUCCCCUGAGCAAGCACCGGCUUUCUGAUCUCUCUCAGGCCACCUCUGUGUGACAGACAGCCGGCUGGGACCUGUCUCCGUGCCCUUGGGCGUCUGACUUCUGAGGUACAAGGAGACUGGUGCUCUGGCAUCACAGUGGGAGCUGCCCCGAGGCUAAAGCACAUAAGAGGCCCAAGCCGGGUGUUGUCCCACCUCCAGGAUGGCCACCCUGUCCUGUCUGCUCAUGCUGUCGUGUCUUGGGGGUGGGGGUGACGUUGGGGUUCUUGAUCCUUCUUCCAAAGUCCCUUAGGUACCAAAAAACCCCAACCCAACAGGUUGGUUGGCCAUGUGCCACAUAGGGAAGCCCCAGAGGACCCAUCUUUGCAGGGUGGGGCUUGAAAUGGCUAUCUUACACUGCCCGGACUGAUCCCUUAACCAGGGAGUCCUUUACUACCCAGGGCAGGGAACAAAAGUGCUCCAACUCAGAGGGAGCCACACCCCAAACUGUCCCCUACCCUCUAAGCCAUCAGCCUCCUUUCCCUUGCUUGUAACCCGACAGGGUCAGCCCCCACUGGAGACUCCUCAGAGUCCCCAGUAAAGACUGGCUCUCCAUUCCCAUUAUGCCGCUGCUCUUUCUCGACGACGCUGAGACACCAAAGGAUUUCUGACUCGAGUCACUGAUCACAUUUUAGGAAGCAUGCAUCCAGGAUCCCGUCUCCCCUCACCUCGGAUCCCUCUGGCUUCCCCUCCAGCCCCUUCACCGUUCCCAUUACAUAAACGCAAAAAGCCAUAGUCACAGCCCCUCCCCCUCGCUCUCCUGUCCGGAGCAGCCCCGCCCCCACCCCCUCCCGCAGCCUUGGGGGGUGCGGGGCAAACAAACACUCGAUCCCACCUAGCCAAGGAACCCGGAGAAGGUUCGUGAAAAGAGAGAUAUAUUUUUUUAAGAGGAAUAUGACCAAGACAUUCUGCCCCUUGGACGCUGGCCACACAAAAAGAAGGACCGGCUUUCCUUUCCCAACGCCCUCAUCCGGAGGGUUUGGACCACCCCAGGGCUCAGCCAAGGGGGCUCUGAAUGUAUUUUGUACGGUGUUUCCCCCGCCCCAGACUAAUUUCUAGUUUUCUUUUCACUGGGCAGUAGAGGGCCUGGCCUCCCCUCCUGCUUGGAGGUCAGCGCUCUCUGAGAGACUCUGGGUCCAGAACCUGGGCCAGUUCUUUGCAAGUGGCCUCCUCUGGUCACGAACUUUCUGUUCGAAGAUUCCUCAGGUCAACACUAUCAUUA
Molecule: messenger RNA, 3888 nt
Organism: Mus pahari (shrew mouse)
Lineage: Eukaryota; Metazoa; Chordata; Mammalia; Rodentia; Muridae
Gene: Wscd2
Product: WSC domain containing 2
Exons: 9
Coding region: 624-2342 (572 amino acids)
Source: RefSeq, a predicted model, not a curated record